UAGAAGAUAAAGGAACAGUUCUUAAACUGGAACCUGGAACUCUCUGAACUCUCUCUUCUUCUUCAUCUUUAAGAUUUAACAGUUCACAAAACUCUCUCUCUCUCUCCAUUAAACACUCUUCUAUAAAACUCUUCGGUCUCCUCUCUCUCUAUCGGCAAAUCCACAAAUGAAGCAUAAUUACAAAGAACCCACCAACCCAUUCUCCAACUUUCACCUAUUUAAAUGACGAAACUACCCACCUUCUCCGCCGACGCCGACGCCGUCAUCGUUACUCUCCUCACUGCGAUUAUACUAUCCAUUUCUUCUUUUCCCUCGCUCACCCAUGCACUGGGCUCCGGUUCCACCAUCGCCGUCAGUUACGGCUCCGCCACCGUUUGCGCCGUCGUGGCAAGUGAGCCCACGAAACGUAUCCUCUGUUACAAUAACAGCUCAGUAACGCCCAUCCAAAUCCAACCCAACAUCUCUUACUCUUAUAUCUCCGGCGGCCAAAACUACUUCUGUGCCAUUCGCUCCAAUGGUUACAGUCUCCUCUGUUGGGACACGUCUGGAUUUUCCAGUUUUGUCUCCAAAAGAUUAUAUUACGACGACACCGUUUUGUUAAACAAUCUCGCCGUCGGAGAUAAUCACGUUUGCGCCACCACAACUAACGGCGAAGUUAACUGUUGGAGAGGGUCCGUUAACAACAGCAGCGAUAACUUUCCUUCUCAGCAAGAGAAAUUCGGGUCAAUUACAUCCGGGUUCGGGUUUUCAUGUGGAAUCUUGAUGAAUACAAGUAGAGUUCGUUGCUGGGGAAAUAAUUCAACAGCCAGACAAAUCGAAUAUGAAUUUACUAACAACUCCAUGUUGAGUAUAGUUGCAGGUGCUUCUCACGUGUGCGGGAUUGAUUCGAAUCGUUCUGUAAUUUGUCGAGGAAAUAACGACACGGGACAGUUGAGCAUUCCGUUACAUUCUUCCGGGUAUAGUUCGUUAGCUCUUGGAGAGAAUCACAGUUGCGGGAUUCGAUUGAAUGGAUCGGUUGAUUGUUGGGGCGGAAGAGGGGAGUAUUCAGUAAAUGAAACUGAAGGGAUUUCGUUUGAAUCGAUUGUUUCGGGUUCAAAUUUCACUUGUGGAUUGACAACAGGAAAUUUUUCUGUAAUGUGUUGGGGACCCGGAUGGUCUAAUGGGUCUAGUUCAGGAUUUUUUAUUCCCUUUGGUGCGGAAAUUCUUCCAGGGCCUUGUUUACAAUCAUCUUGCAGUCAGUGUGGGAUCUAUCCGCUAUCUGAUAGAUUGUGUUCGGGUUCUGGUACUAUUUGCAACAGCAAUACUUCUUGUUUUGAGCCAAAUGUGGGUCAACCACCACCGGUGAUUCCUCCUCCGGUGCCAACGCCAUCAUCGCCAGAGUCGCCUAGAACAUCUAAGGAAUUGACAAGGGGUUUAUUGGCGUUUGCCAUUGUGGGAUCAGUAGGUGCUUUUGCCGGUAUUUGUACUAUAAUUUAUUGUUUGUGGACUGGAGUUUGUUUUGGGAACAAGAAAAUUCAUAAUUCUGUUCAGCCAACUAUUACUAGAGCUGGUUCUAAUGGUGGGGCGACGUCGAAUAAUAGUCCUCCUUCGCUGUCGUCCACUAUUAGGCGUCAGGGUUCGAGGGUUUUGACAAUGAGGCGUCAGAGAAGUGGAACUUCAUCGAUGAAACAUGCUGAUAGAGCAGAGGAAUUUUCAUUUGCAGAGCUUGCAGCUGCUACAAAUAAUUUUUCCUUGGAGAACAAGAUUGGUGCUGGUAGUUUUGGUGUUGUGUAUAAAGGGAAACUGACGGAUGGUCGUGAGGUAGCAAUUAAGAGAGGGGAGACGGGUCAAAAGAUGAAGAAAUUUCAAGAGAAAGAGAGUGCGUUUGAAUCAGAAUUGGCGUUCUUGUCAAGGCUUCAUCAUAAGCAUUUGGUGAGGCUAGUCGGAUACUGUGAAGAGAAAGAAGAGAAGCUUUUGGUAUAUGAUUAUAUGAAAAAUGGAGCACUUUAUGAUCAUUUACACGACAAGAACAAUGUUGAGAAGAGUAGUAGUGUGGUAAAUUCAUGGAAAAUGAGGAUCAAAAUCGCAUUAGAUGCUUCUCGAGGAAUCGAGUAUCUUCACAAUUAUGCAGUUCCACCUAUAAUUCAUAGAGAUAUCAAGUCUUCAAACAUUCUAAUAGAUGCUCAUUGGACAGCAAGAGUAUCUGAUUUUGGAUUAUCAAUGAUGGGUCCUGAGUCCGAACGCGAUUUCAGGCCAAUUAAGGCAGCAGGAACAGUAGGAUACAUUGAUCCAGAAUACUAUGGAUUAAAUGUUUUAACAGCAAAGAGUGAUGUUUAUGGACUUGGUGUGGUGUUGCUUGAGCUUUUAACUGGGAAAAGAGCAAUAUUCAAGACCGAUGAAAAUGGAGGGGCUCCUGUAAGUAUAGUUGAUUUCGCAGUGCCGGUAAUUUUGGCAGGAGAAUUGCUUAGAAUAUUGGACAAAAGGGUUGGUCCGCCGGAGCUCAAUGAAGCAGAAGCAGUAGAGCUUGUGGCAUACACUGCAAUGCAUUGUGUGAAUUUGGAAGGAAAAGAAAGGCCUACAAUUGCUGAUAUUGUUGCUAAUUUGGAGAGGGCAUUGGCUCUUUGUGAAGGCAGCCAUGGAAGCAUCUCUAGUGGUACAAUCUCCAUUGUUUCUGAUUGAAAUUCAUUACAAAACCAGAUUUUUUAUUGAGUUUAAUUUACAUUUCAAAAAUUUUGGAUAAAAUUUGUUUUGGGGUUUAGAGUUUUGGAGUGUAAAAACCAAUUAGUUAGGAAGUUUCAUCCUCUAACAUCGAUCAGCUUGUAGUUGUUUUAGGCUUUUAUGAACACUAACAACAAGGAUAAUGAUUCCAUUUUUCUUCUUUCUUUCUUCUUUAUUAUUCCCUCCAUUAUUUUCAUGUAUGCAUUCAUCAAUUUUUCUUCCAAAUGUUAACCAAAAUAUUUGGACAAUUGGAUGUAGUUUUAUCUAAAAUGUCGUGUAUAUUCAUAUAUACUGUAUAAAUAUACGUAUUUGGAU
Molecule: messenger RNA, 3012 nt
Organism: Pistacia vera
Lineage: Eukaryota; Viridiplantae; Streptophyta; Magnoliopsida; Sapindales; Anacardiaceae
Product: putative serine/threonine-protein kinase-like protein CCR3
Exons: 1
Coding region: 223-2658 (811 amino acids)
Biological process (GO): protein phosphorylation
Molecular function (GO): ATP binding; protein serine/threonine kinase activity
Source: RefSeq, a predicted model, not a curated record